This is a messenger RNA of Penicillium lagena, 378 nucleotides long. RefSeq lists its product as uncharacterized. The transcript has a single exon. Bases 1 to 378 code for a protein of 125 amino acids. The record is from RefSeq and is a predicted model, not a curated record. NCBI's taxonomy places the organism in Eukaryota, Fungi, Ascomycota, Eurotiomycetes, Eurotiales, Aspergillaceae.
AUGUCGGGGCGGAAAUAUAUAUCGUGGAGCGUACACCUUGGUAGACUUCAGUAUGAGAGCCAUUUUACUUCGUUUGUCCUAUGCCUGCAGAGCAUCACACACCUCUACCAAAUCUGUCCAGUAGCAGGUUCUCACUGUGGCGACUACCGAUCUAGGUGCCUGCAGUAUAGCUGCAGCUCCAGCUCCAAGUCCAGCAAUAGUGUAAGCAAGCUCCGACCUACCACAUAUAUUCAGGCUAAUGUGAGACCAGUCUCCGCCUCCGACAGAGCCGUUUGCCUUGCCCACGCAUUAGCAGCCGGACCGACAAUGCCGCAUUAUUACGCCGUACUGGACAGCCACCAGAACCAAGAGAAACUCGAGGCCCGAACGAAGUUGUAA